This is a messenger RNA of Panicum hallii, 2328 nucleotides long. RefSeq lists its product as uncharacterized. NCBI's taxonomy places the organism in Eukaryota, Viridiplantae, Streptophyta, Magnoliopsida, Poales, Poaceae. The record is from RefSeq and is a predicted model, not a curated record. The transcript has 3 exons. Bases 278 to 1690 code for a protein of 470 amino acids.
AGCAGGCACAGGCAGAUCGCUCUCCCUCCCGGCCUCACCCCACAUCUCGCCCCCUCCCACUCCCACUCCACUCCUCUCCCUCUCCGUCCUCCACCUCGAUCCAUCCAUCCGUCCAUCCAUCUCAUUUAAACCCCCACGAACACCAAGCCUCACUGGCCUCUGCCGCGCCAGCGCAGCCCCACAUGCUCCUUCUUCCUCUUCCUUACUGGCAUCCAUAGCAACAGCAGCGGCAGCAUUCCGUCGCCGACACGCGGCGCGGCAGCAAGAAAGAGGACCGAUGGCGGCGGCGGCGGCGAGAGGGCCGCUCACGCUGCGUGACUUCCUGGAGCUCGGCUGCGACUCCAGCAGCGACGGCUUCCGCUCCUACCCGCGCUGCCUGCCCUGGAGCGACGACGCGCUGCAGGCGCCCGUGCGGCUCCUCGUCGAGGCCGACCUCCGGCGGAGCCCCUCGCGGUCGCCGUCCUCGCUCUUCUCCAUCGCCAGGAGCCCCGGCCCCGGCGCGCUCGCCAGGAUCUCCAGCCUCUCCAGGAGCUUCUCGCGACGGAUCAAGGAGGGUCUCUGGAGGCGCCGCGACGACGAGGAUGACGACCUUUUCUUCGACGACCGGGACUCGUGCGGGUUCCCGUCGCCGCUCGUCAGCAGCUGCUCCGCUUCGGACUCGGGGUCGGAGUAUGCCGCUGAGUCCGAGGUGGACAUAGCCGCCAUUGGUGAGAAGAUGGCGUGCCCGCCCGCGUUCGAGUGCGAGAAGCCGUCGUCCUCCUCCACAACAAGCUCGGCGGACCACGACUGCACGGACGCCGCGCCCGGCGCCACGGCAGACGGGAACAAGAUGCAGGCGGGUGGCGAUCCCGCGGUGGGGCGCGUCAGCAGCAAGUUGGGGAUGGAGGACAAGCAACAGCUGAGCCCCGUGUCCGUUCUGGAUUUCCCCUUCGAUGACGACGACGGCGACGAACGGAGUGACGCCGGCACGUGCUCGCCUUCCUUCCACCGCUGCCCGACGACGACACCGCCGGAUCUUCUUCUCCACAGGACGACGAAGCAGGCGCACAAGAUCCGGCGGUACGACGGCAUUGCGCAGGCGGCAGUCGACCCCGUGGAUCUCGAGGCGCGGUUCACCACCACCACCACCACCUCGGAGUCCGGCGAAUCCGUCGGCGCGAGCACGCACCUCCCGACCACCAGCUCGACAUCGACGGACACAACCAGUAGCGCGACGUCGACGACGACGGCGCCACGCCACGGCGAGGAGCACCAGUGCGUCGAGCAGAAAUCACGGGAUCAAGAAGAGCUUGACGAAUACCGCCUGCUCGCGCAGCUGCUCCUCGAACUCGAGGACACGGCGGCGGCCGUAGACGAGGUCUCCCAGGUGCUCGUGCUCGACUUCUUCGCGGAGGGGGUCGACCGCCUCCGCUCCUCGGUGGUCGGGACGGUCCGGCCGGCGGACGACGACCGGCUGGUGGGGGCGGCCGCGGAGUGGCUGCGGGGCGCGGGGCCGCAGUGGGGCAUCAGGGACGUGAUGCUCUCCGGGAAGGCGGCGCUGGAGGACAUGGAGCGGGGCCGGCGGUGGAUGUGCGUGGGCGAGGACGAGCGGGACGUCGGCGCGGCGGUGGAGGGGUUCGUCAUGGACGGGCUGCUGGACGAGCUGGUCGCGGAGCUGGUGCCUUGGUGGCACGGUGACGGCCGGCCGUAGAUGGAGCUACUAGACUAGGAAUUGCUCAUCGAUCGUGGAUGGUGCAGUGUUAACGUCACGGGGUUUUGGCCGCCGGCGGGCGAAAACCCCGUGACGUUAACACGGCGAGGUCCCAUCCUGCCAUGGACAGAACGAAGAGCGCGCGCGUACAUGUCCGAGGGAGCUAGCAGCUCAAAUUUUUGUGGUUUUUGCUGGGAUUGUGAUCCGUGCGUCUCACAUGGUGAUCGAACUCGUUGCUUAUUAAAUCACUGCUACCACGACCGGGAUAUGUGCUGAACAGAACAGCAAAGGUUUCAUUAGCGUUUGCUACAAGGCAAUAGAAUCUGAGGAAUAUUUCAAAAAAAGAAAAAUUAUAAGCGUCCUGGGCCAUUACUGUUUCAGCUUGAAGCUCGGUGUGGCUGUUCAGACAAAGAAACAACAAAUAGUGAUGUCGUGGAGCUGAAAGAUGUUAUAGGCGAUCCAAAAUCGUGCUCCUGCAGUCGUUUUACUCAGGCCUGCAAAGUCCACGAGCUUUAGUUCACCAGGUCCAUAGGCCUUGUGGUGAGCCUUGACAGAUAAUAUAUAGCUGGGCUUAGUUCAUUUUUUUGGGCUCCUAUGUCGGCCAUUCUCCUCUCCGGUCUUCUGGCCACAAUUAUCCC